This is a messenger RNA of Drosophila serrata, 1316 nucleotides long. It is a transcript of the gene obst-A, whose product is annotated as obstructor-A. The record is from RefSeq and is a predicted model, not a curated record. Gene Ontology annotation, molecular function: chitin binding. Gene Ontology annotation, cellular component: extracellular region. NCBI's taxonomy places the organism in Eukaryota, Metazoa, Arthropoda, Insecta, Diptera, Drosophilidae.
UCGCAACGCUUGGGUCGCGAUCAGAGUUGCUCACAGGCCCAGUACUAAGAGUUCCCAGCACCCAGCUCUCCAGGAUCGUCUCCGACUACCUUGUUGUGUAUAUUUUUUUUGGUUUUUGCCACCGGGAUCAGCCACCAAGUCCAAAAUGAAGUUCUUUUUUUGUGCCAUUGCUGUGACGCUGUGUGUGGCGACAACCGUGUCCGCUGCCAACAACAACAACUACGAGUGCCCGAAACCCAACGGCCAGUUCGCUGACGAGGUGCAAUGCGACAAGUUCUGGGUGUGCGACGAGGGCGUGGCCAAGGCGAAGCUGUGUCCCGAUGGCCUGGUCUUCGAUCCCCUCAACCGCAAGAUCAACAAGUGCGACCAGCCCUUCAAUGUCGACUGCGAGGACCGCACGGAGUUGCAGGAACCCAAGUCAAGCAAGUACUGCCCCCGCAAGAACGGUUUCUUCGCUCAUCCCGAUCCCGCCGUGUGCAACAUCUUCUACAACUGCAUCGAGGGUGAUGCUCUAGAGACCAAGUGUACCGUGGGCCUGCACUUCGAUGAGUACUCCGGCACCUGUGUCUGGCCCGACACUGCCAAGCGUGAGGGGUGCAAUCCGGAGCAGAGAACCUCCGAGACCGGCUUCGUGUGCCCCAAGGACCAGCCUAAGACCGAUGAUCGCGGCCAGGUGGUGACCCAUCCCAAGUACCCCCAUCCCACUGACUGCCAGAAGUUCUAUGUGUGCCUGAAUGGCGAGGAUCCACGUGAUCUGGGUUGCCAGCUGGGCGAGGUCUACAACGAUGCCACCGAAAUGUGUGACGCUCCGGAGAAUGUGCCCGGGUGCGAGGACUGGUACAAGGAUGUGGACGACAAGAAGGAUUAAGCAGGAGCUCCAGUCCCUAACUCCUCAUCGCAUUCACACUCACACUCAUGCACAAACACAAGAACGCACACACUGAAAAAACAAAACGGAUUCGCGUCUUAGUCACUUAAAGUUAGUAGUUCUAGCCCAUUUCCUAUAGAACGUAUGUGUAGCAGUUAAACUUUAAUACUCUGUUUACCUUCUCUGACUCCAUGACUGUGUCUGUCUCUCUUCUGAAUUUCUUACUGUCUUUUAUAUAUCUAUCUAUCCAUCUAUCUAUCGCUUUACUAUCCUGUAUUCUGUGUAAUACUGCUUUCAACUUAAUCUAUCUAUCUACAACCUGUCUAUCCUGUAACUAUCAUUGUGUCCAAUCGAAUCUUUUGCCAAAUCGCUGUGUAUAUAUUUUUCAUUUUCUGACUUUCAUCUAAUUAUUAUACAAGAGAAUAAACUGAUUUUUUUAUAAACUAUA